Messenger RNA from Ustilaginoidea virens, 1845 nucleotides. RefSeq lists its product as uncharacterized. The coding region runs from base 1 to 1845 and encodes 614 amino acids. Gene Ontology annotation, cellular component: cytoplasm. The transcript has a single exon. The record is from RefSeq and is a predicted model, not a curated record. Gene Ontology annotation, biological process: protein refolding. Lineage: Eukaryota; Fungi; Ascomycota; Sordariomycetes; Hypocreales; Clavicipitaceae.
AUGAGUCCGCUUCCUCCUGAUCCAUACAAGAUUCUCGGCGUCCCAAAAGAUGCACCUAUCACGGAAAUUCGGUCCGCCCAUCGGAAGCUCGUCUUGAAGUGUCACCCCGACAAGAUUCAGGACCCGGCCUUGAAGGCUCAAAAGCAGGCCGAGUUUCAAAGUGUACAGCAGGCCUACGAGCUACUCAGCGACGAUCUCGAACGCCAAAAAUACGACGAAAAGGUCAAACUGGAAGAUUUGAGGAAGCAGUUUCAGAACAAGGCCAACAUUUCCACCCCGCGCUCGGCUCCGAGAUAUUCCGGCCAAGAUGAGGCUCGCGGAGCCGAAUCUCGCGCCUCCCCGUUCAAGGCCGGUGCAUCGCCUCCAACUGCCAGCUACGCCUACAAUCGCUUUUCGGACGAAGAUUUACAUCGUGGAGCCCGCGUUUUUGAAGCCACUCCCCGGUCAUCUCGCCGGGAAACCGGCUAUACAGAAAAAGCAUCGAAACGGGAAGGCGAAAGAGACAGGGAAAGGGACAGAGAAAGAGAAAGAGAUCGCGAUCGCGAUCGCGAACGUGAACGUGAACGUGAACGGGAACGGGACCGCGAUCGUGACGCACGAGACAGAGAGAGGGAAAGAGAAAAGGACAAGGAAAGGGAGCGAGAGCGCCGAAGGCGGGAGGAAGCUGUCAAGCGUGCCGAAAAGGAAGCCAAAGAGGCUCGUCGGGCGGAGAAGAGGGCGCGAGAGAAGCAGCGCGACAAGGAUAUCAAGCGAGAAGCCGACGAGAAGAAGCGUUAUGCCAAGCCCUAUAUCGAACCCUACGACGACGAACACGCGCCCCCCAAGUCGGAAAAGAAAAAGUCUAGCAGCAGCAAGAAGCAUGACGAGAAGAGAGACCGUUCAUCCGGCAGGGAAGAAACCCCGGCGCCCGUUCCAGCACCUCCUCCCCCGCCAAUGCCCCAGAGAUCCUACACCAGCAACCUCGACUACGCCACGUCUUACAUCCAAGCUUCAAAGGCCAAGGUCAGCACAGUGCCGGGUCUGCAACGCUCGCCUACUUACCAUGUCCGAACGGUUCAACCACCGGCUCCGACGCCCCCUCCUGGACCCAGCGGGCCGUUUGCCGUGCCCGACGAUGACGAGGCUCGCCGCUCGUCAGCAAAGCCGCGCCGAGGGUCUGGAGAUGGCCCGAGACUCUCAAGAGAGCGUUCGUACCGCGGCUCAUCGCGUGAAGCUCUGGACGACCCUCCGAUAGUCAGCGCUUCGCCUUCGGGUCGCCACCCUGCUCAAUUUCCCAAACAGGGCUCCGCAGCAUCGGCCAUGUCUGCGUCGCCUCCAAGACCUGAUCUGACGCGCAACAAGACGAUGCCUGCAGAAGCCGGCAUCUACUCCCGCUCGCCAGCUGGGAUCUCGAGAUCCCAGACCUUCAACGCUUUUGGCGAAACGGCGGAGCACCCUCAAGGCCGGAGCCGGUCCCGCCUGCAACCGCAGGUGGAGCUGGAGUCUGAUUCCGAGGACCUUUACGAGCGUCGACGAGAUAGGAAGCAUCGGAGCAGCAGGCGACACCACUCACCAGAGCCAAUGAGAACCGAGAAUGUGUCACGUUAUCAGGUUGACGGGAGUCGCAGCAGGCUUCACAGCUCAUACACGCGUCGUGUCGAUCCUGAGCUGGUCGAGCCGUACACUUACUAUGUGCAUCCUCAGGAUGCUCGCCCAUCAAUGCCAGUUCGCGAAGCCAGUUACACUGCCGCGACUGCGACAGCAAAGUUCCCCAAGGUCAAAACGUCCAAGGCCUACGGGUAUGACGACGUCCAAUACAGUUAUUAUGAUAAACCGCCACGCGAAGAGUACGUGGCAUAUGCAUGA